Molecule: messenger RNA, 2370 nt
Organism: Candidozyma haemuli
Lineage: Eukaryota; Fungi; Ascomycota; Pichiomycetes; Serinales; Metschnikowiaceae
Exons: 1
Coding region: 1-2370 (789 amino acids)
Source: RefSeq, a predicted model, not a curated record
AUGAUCAUGCCAAAGACUCACACAGCGACUACUCGCCAGACAAUUGCGACUAACUACGUGCUUGCGAACAACGCAAUUACAAGAAGAGCCUACGGGCUCUACCUAAAAUGGUAUGAUGAAAUUCAGGAAUGCUUUCCUCACUUAAACAAUAACAUCUGUAGGUACUUGAAGUCCCAAGAAGAGGCGCUUGCCUUGGCCAAGGGAAAUGUAGGCAGGUACACUUUGACAGACUUCCCAUGCUUUAUGCAAGUGGUCAAUGAAGAAACCUGUCCUCACAUUACCGAAAGCUUCUUACCAGGAGACUUUUACUGUUUCCAGAGGGCGUUGAAGGGGGCCCCUCCUAGAAGCUACUUGCCAAAUGACUUCUAUAAGUACAAAGAGAUGGUGAAGGAAGAGGAACCUACCACUUACCUUCCAACUUCCUUUUACAAGUAUAAGGAAGACACAAAUGAGAAACAGCAUCCAGCGUUUUUGCCGGGCGAUUUCUUCAAUUUGUGGAAGCCGGCUAAAAACGAACAAUCGUACUUGCCUGGCGAUUUCCACUUUUAUAGGGUUCUCUGUAAGCAGAAACCUAACAUCACCUACUUGCCAGGUGACUUCUUCGAGUACGACGAGGUUAAGACCAAGUCCGCGUACUCACUUGAAGACUUCUUCAUGUACGGUGAGCUCCAGGAGCUUGGCCUCUACGAGGGUCCCGCCGCAGCUCAAUUUGAAAACUUCUUUACUCUUUGGAGAAAGGCUCAGGAAAAGGAUAAGCUGAUUUUAGCUAAUCGCUCCAAUAAUACCUUGGGUGUUUGGGGAGACUACUACGAGGGAGUACAUGAAAAAGAAGAAGAAGAAGAUGUGAAUAUCUUUGGAGUUUGGGGAGACUUCUAUGAAGCCAAGGUUGAGGAAGUCAAGGAGGAAGACCACCUCUUUGGGGUCUGGGGAGAUUACUACCAAGCUAACUAUGAAGAAGAAGAACUGGUUGACAUUCUUGGUGUUUGGGGUGAAUAUUACGAGGCAAAGGUUGAGGAAGAAGAGGAAGAAGGUGCUCUUGGUGUUUGGGGCGAAUACUACCAAGGGGAAACCAAGGAUGAUGAUGAUUCUAUUACUGUUGACACUACCGAGAAUGUCCUUGGUGUGUGGGGAGAAUUCUAUGAAGCUAAGGGUGAAGAUGAAGCUUUUGAAGAGAAUGAAGAAGCCUAUUUGCCUGGCGACUUUGAAGACUUCUUUGGUGUUUGGGGAGACAUCGAGGAGGUGAACAAUGAUGCCUUCUUGCCAGGUGACUUCGAAGGUUUCUUCGAUGAAUGGACUGAAACCAAGGAGAACAGUCAGGAGUCUUACUUGGCUGAAGAGCUCAACUCCUACAAGGCGACUCUCACCUUGAUCCGUGAGAAGAAGUAUGAAUUCAUGGCUUAUGAGUUCUGCCUUGUAUUGGUACCCUUCUUCUUAUUCCUCUUGGAGAUUACGAAGAAGAAUGAGCCUCCAACGUUCUUGCCUAAGGAUUUCUUUUUCUGGCAAGAUGUUGUCAGAGAAGAUGUUUAUGAACCACAGUUCCCUAACGAGUUCCAUUUCUGGGACACCAUCACCAAGGAAGAGGAGCCAGUCUCGUACAUGCCUCUGGACUUCUACGUCUGGAAGGAUAUGGUGAGGGAGUCCACCGUGGAAACUUUCUUACCUAAGGAUUUCUUCUUCUGGGAAGGUGUAUUGAAGGAAGAGAAGGAGGCAUUCUUACCAAAGGACUUCAUGUUCUGGCAGGAAGCUCAGAAGGAGCCAACUAAGGCGUACUUGCCUAAGGAAUUCCUCUUCUGGCAAGAAGAGUUGAAGGAAAGGAAUGAAAGCUUCUUGCCCAAGGACUUCUUCUUCUGGGAAACUUUGUUGAAGGAGGAGAAGGAACCAUUCUUGCCUAAGGACUUCUACUUCUGGCAGAACGUUCUCAAGGAGAAGAAGAAGGAGUACUUACCUAAGGACUUCAUGUUCUGGGGAGAAGUCCAGAAGACUUCUACAAAGGCCUUCUUGCCAAAGGACUUUUUCUUCUGGGGAGAGAUGGUGAAGGAGAAGAAUGAAGCUUUCUUGCCUAAGGAUUUCUUUUUCUGGCAGAAGCUGUUGAAGAAGGAGCAUGAAACCUUCUUGCCUUCAGACUUUGUCGAGUACUUUGGCGACGACUCAAGCAUCCAGGUCUACGCUGUCAAAUCAUCGAAGAAGGUGGAUGAUGAUGGAGCUUCAGACGAGCCAAAGCCAUAUACCUUCCAGAUUAUUAUCAAAGAUAAUGCAUCAGACUCGUCAAGUGAAUCCAAUGAAGAAUUGAGCUUCUUUGAGAAGUGGGGAUUCCAUGAGUCUGAUACCAGUGACUCCGACCUCAACGAGUUUCUUGAAAAGGUCGACUAA